Molecule: messenger RNA, 1269 nt
Organism: Mycena indigotica
Lineage: Eukaryota; Fungi; Basidiomycota; Agaricomycetes; Agaricales; Mycenaceae
Exons: 2
Coding region: 1-1269 (422 amino acids)
Source: RefSeq, a predicted model, not a curated record
AUGCUCCGUUUUCUCGUCCUCGCCUUAUUCCCCCAUUUCGCGCUCCCGACCGCGUCUUCCAGCGAUGUACGCGCAACUGGGGGAGAUAUGAAUGCGUGCAACAACCAGCGCAGUCUGUUCUCCAUCGUAUGGGGCUGCUUCACAACAAUUUUCGCCUGCAUCUGGGUUUCCGCGCAUCCCAAUGUCCCGCCCCCCGUCCCGCGACCGCCCAAAAAAGACGCAACAGUUAUUGCGCACCUAAAAUGGUAUUUAAUCGACAGCACAAUCGGAGUCCGGCGCCGUCUCAAACUCGUGCUGGUCGCCUUCAUCGCGCCUGAGCUGAUUGUCGGAUUUGCGGGGAGGCAGCUUGAGACGGCGUGGUAUUUCUCGCGAGAGUUCAACCUUUCCUUGACCCACGGCUUCUUCAUUUCCAUGGGCGGCUUUGUCGACUCUGAAAAACACCCCAUCGUCGACACCAUACAAGUAAUGCGGCAUCUGUACCACAUUCGUCAAGUGUCCGAGCAAGACAUCUUCAAUCGCAGCCAGGGCGAUGCCUUCUCAAAAGGCAUAGCACUGCUGCAAGCCCUCUGGUUCGUCCUGCAAGGUCUCGCCCGCCUCCAGCAACAUCUCACACUGACCGAGCUCGAGGUGGCCACCCUGGGCUUCGCAGCCGUGAACGCGUUUGGCUGGCUUCUCUGGUGGAAAAAACCGCUGGAUGUCCGGGCGCCAAUCGUCCUGCCACCGCUUGAAGAGGACGUCGGAAUCUACGCCGGUGACCCGGGCCGGGGCCGGGAACCGGAGCGGUCCGACACGGGCGAGAAACGUCCCCUCCGCGAGCGCUUCUCGGCGCUGUUCGGGGUCUCAGACGUGCGCAGGGACUACCACCAUGCCGAGGCAGUGCCCACCUUCCAUUUCGCAACGGGCUCGGACGACCACGAGCGGUACACCCCCAGCAUCUCGCUGCUGGUCGCCCUGAUAUUCAGCGCUGUCCACUGUGCAGCCUGGCGCACGCAUUUCCUAUCCGCCGCGGAGAUGUGGCUGUGGCGAGCGGCAUCGCUCGUCCUGGGCAUCGCUCCAGCUGUGGCAUUGUCGGUGCACCAGUGUGCAACGGUUAACCCCGACUCAGAUCGGCUAGGAGUUCUUCUAGUCAUCCGGCUAUACAUCAUCGGCGCACUGCUUUAUGUCCCGGCGCGUAUUAUCCUGGUUAUCCUACCAUUAAUGGCCUUGCGGGACGUCCCCGGAACAGCGUAUCUGGAGGUAAAUUGGAAUAGGUAUUUGCCACAUGUUUAG